Eremomyces bilateralis CBS 781.70 is the source of this 1251-nucleotide messenger RNA. Its product is annotated as acid protease. Lineage: Eukaryota; Fungi; Ascomycota; Dothideomycetes; Eremomycetales; Eremomycetaceae. Gene Ontology annotation, biological process: proteolysis. The transcript has a single exon. Gene Ontology annotation, molecular function: aspartic-type endopeptidase activity. Gene Ontology annotation, cellular component: fungal-type vacuole. The record is from RefSeq and is a predicted model, not a curated record. The annotation marks the transcript as partial.
GACGGUGACGAUGGGCCAUGGUCUUCCUUCUCGAUCCAGAUCGGUACGCCUCCGCAGCGAUCAAGAUUAUUCGCGUCGACCCGUAGUACUAGUUUCUGGGUACCAGUACCAGAAGGAUGCACGAAGGACGACCCGGAUGAUUGCGGUGAGAACCGCGGGUUCCUGUUUAACACCGGAUCCUCGACCAGUUGGGAGAGCAAAGGAUUAUACGAAUUGGAGACAUACGAAGAGGCCAAGUUAGGCCUGUCCGGGAAUGGGCUCUAUGGCUUCGAUUCGGUCACGAUCGGGUGGCCUGGGGAUAAUGGACCGACUGUCAGCAAUCAAGCCAUCGCCGGCAUUGCGACCAAGGAUUUCUACCUUGGCGGCAUCCCUUUAACUCCAUGGGCGACCAAUUUCACCGAUAUUCAAAAUCCCUUCCCGAGUUUUCUGACGACUUUGAAGGACAACGGAUCGAUUCCGAGCAUUAGUUGGGGAUACACCGCUGGAGCGUACUAUAACGCGCCGCAAGUAUUUGGAAGUCUGAUCCUUGGUGGUUACGAUUUAGCCAGAAUAGAUCCGACCAAGCAACAGGUGUCUCUUUCGCUGGGCUCGGAUGUCUCACGGGAGCAUCUCAUCGCCGUGCAAAAUAUCACGUUUACCUCGGGCUCAUCCCCUCAAAACCUCGCAGCUGCGAGCGACGGCAUUUUUGCAAACAUCAACACUAAUGUGGGUGGGAUGUGGCUGCCGAAGCCCGUCUGCGAUCGGUUUGCGGAGGCGUUUGGAAUCACAUUCGACAAUAGGACGGACCUCUACCUAAUCAACGACACCCAGCACGAAACUCUGAAGCAAUCAAAUCCGUCAGUCACCAUGCAACUUGGCGGGUCGCUUAUCGAUGCUUUGUCCACCGACAUUGUUCUUCCAUAUUCGUCAUUAGCCUUGCAAGCCAAGUCUCCUUUCCUAAAGGGUUCGGCUGGUAGCGAAGCACGCUACCUCCCUAUCCACGUCGCUCCGAAUAACACCGCAUAUACCCUCGGACGCGUCCUCCUCCAACACGCGUACGUCUUCACCGACUAUGAACGCAUGAACUUCACUGUUGCCCCCGCACUUCUCCCCGGUGCGACCAACCCAACUGCCGAGAUUGUCCCCAUCCGAGUCCCAGGUUAUGUAACCACCACCAAAAGCAGCAGCCUCGGCGGUGGGGCGAUUGCCGGGAUCGUCAUCGGCGUCGUUGCCGCCAUCACUGGGGUCGCUCUGGUGUUCUGGUUCAUGUAC